GAGUGUCCUGAUUGUGGGAAAAGUUUCAGUCAGAAUUCCUGUCUGGUGAAACACCAGAGGACUCACACAGGAGAAAAACCCUUUCAGUGUCCUGACUGUGGUAAAAGUUUCAGUCAGAAUUCCAGCCUGGUGAAACACCAGAGGAUACACACAGGAGAGAAACCCUUUGAAUGUCCAGACUGUGGAAAAAAUUUCAGUCACAAUUCCAGCUUGGUUCAACACCAGCGAAUCCACACAGGAGAGAAACCCUUUCAGUGUCCUGACUGUGAGAAAAGCUUCAGUACCAAUUCUGGCCUGGUUCAACACCAGAGGACUCACACAGGAGAAAAACCCUUUCAGUGCCCUGACUGUGGGAAAAGUUUCAGUCAUAAUUCCAGCUUGGUUCAACACCAGAGGAUUCAUACAGGAGAGAAACCCUUUGAGUGUCCUGACUGUGGGAAAAGUUUCAUUCGCAAUUCCAGCUUGAUUCAACACCAGAGGACUCACACAGGAGAGAAACCCUUUCAGUGUCCUGACUGUGGGAAAAGUUUCAGUCACAAUUCCAGCUUGGUUCAGCACCAGAGGACUCACGCAGGAGAGAAACCCUUUCAGUGCCCUGACUGUGGGAAAAGUUUCAGUCACAAUUCUAGCUUGAUUUUCAGCCCCAGAAUUCUCCAGGCAGCAUCGCUUGGGGAUAGAAGCACUCAGACUAUAGUUAGAGAUUGUGGCACCUCAUACAAAGAGAAAGUGAGAGAAGAAGAGAAGUAG
Messenger RNA from Notechis scutatus (mainland tiger snake), 747 nucleotides. The record is from RefSeq and is a predicted model, not a curated record. NCBI's taxonomy places the organism in Eukaryota, Metazoa, Chordata, Lepidosauria, Squamata, Elapidae.